Stereum hirsutum FP-91666 SS1 is the source of this 1483-nucleotide messenger RNA. RefSeq names its product acyl-CoA dehydrogenase domain-containing protein. The transcript is spliced from 15 exons. Gene Ontology annotation, molecular function: glutaryl-CoA dehydrogenase activity; flavin adenine dinucleotide binding; fatty-acyl-CoA binding. The coding region runs from base 56 to 1306 and encodes 416 amino acids. Gene Ontology annotation, cellular component: mitochondrial inner membrane. NCBI's taxonomy places the organism in Eukaryota, Fungi, Basidiomycota, Agaricomycetes, Russulales, Stereaceae. Gene Ontology annotation, biological process: fatty acid beta-oxidation using acyl-CoA dehydrogenase; fatty-acyl-CoA biosynthetic process. The record is from RefSeq and is a predicted model, not a curated record.
UGUGAAUUGCAUUGCUCUAUAACAGACCAACAACAUCUCCCAAUAUCUGCUCACCAUGCUCUCCCGUAUCGUGAAGUCACGCUCUGCAACUCGCCAGCUUACCAGAUGUGCCUCCACAUCCUCAGCUCCAAAGCCUAAAUUCAACUGGGAGGAUCCACUGAACUUGGAGGGUGCGCUGACGGACGAGGAGGUUGCCAUAAGGGAUACAGCCCGCGAUUUCUGCCAGGAAUAUCUUGCACCUCGGGUUAUUGAGGCUCAUCGUACAGAGAAUUUUGACAAGUCUAUUCUCCCGGCAAUGGGCUCUGUGGGCCUCCUCGGACCAACGAUCGACGGCUACGGUUGCGCUGGAGUGAGCAAUGUCGCAUACGGUCUUAUAGCCCGUGAAAUUGAAAGGGUAGAUUCAGGGUAUCGCUCCACCGCUUCUGUGCAGUCUUCCUUGGUUAUGCAUCCAAUACAUACUUUUGGGACCCAGGCGCAGAAGGAUAAAUUCUUGCCUGGUUUGGCCAAGGGAGAGCUUGUGGGAUGUUUUGGUUUGACCGAGCCCAACCACGGGUCUGACCCAGCCGGUAUGGAAACCGUGGCGGAGGAAGUCGACGGCGGGUUCGUCAUCAACGGCAGCAAGACGUGGAUAUCCAAUGCCCCCGUGGCAGACGUUUUUAUUAUGUGGGCGCGCUGCAAGUGGGACAACCGUGUCCGUGGGUUCAUCCUCGAGAAAGGGAUGAACGGCCUAUCUGCGCAGAAGAUUCCAAACAAGUUGGCUCUGAGAGUAUCGACCACUGGAUCCAUAUUCAUGGACUCUGUGAAGGUGCCACACGAUGCUCUGAUGCCCGACGCCAUCGGUUUAGGCGCAGCAUUCUCUUGUCUUAAUAGCGCGCGGUUCGGCAUCUCGUGGGGCGUCAUGGGCGCCCUUGAGGAUUGCCUCAAUACCGCCCGCACAUACGCCCUUGACCGCCAUCAAUUUUCCCGGCCACUCGCCUCGUUCCAACUUGUUCAAGCGAAGCUAGUCAAGGUGCAAACUGAGAUUGCCUUGGGCUUACACGCAAGUUUGAGAGUGGGUAGGCUGAAGGAUGAAGGAAAGUUGGUGCCGGAGAUGGUCAGUAUGGUGAAGAGGAAUAAUUGUGGGAAGGCGUUAGAGGGGGCAAGGAUGUUGGUGGACGUGCUUGGUGGGAACGCGUGCUCGGAUGAGUAUAGCAUCGGAAGGCAUGUAGCAAACUUGCAGGUGACGAACACGUAUGAGGGCACCCAUGACAUCCACACCCUCAUCCUCGGCAAGGCUAUGACCGGAAUUCAAGCCUUUUCGAACUGAGCUGAGUACGAAAGCUCGACAACACAGUGCGCGUAUUUUCUAUGGAGUGGAAGGACGACAUCUAGCUGGCACAUUUAAUCAACACACAAUGUUUAGAUAUCUGUAUUAUCACAAAUCAUUUAACGUUCAACAGGAUUCUCGCGCGUUUUAUCUGCAUUGUCGUGAACUUCUGAAACG